Molecule: messenger RNA, 2087 nt
Organism: Selaginella moellendorffii
Lineage: Eukaryota; Viridiplantae; Streptophyta; Lycopodiopsida; Selaginellales; Selaginellaceae
Product: laccase-10
Exons: 7
Coding region: 103-1842 (579 amino acids)
Biological process (GO): lignin catabolic process
Cellular component (GO): apoplast
Molecular function (GO): hydroquinone:oxygen oxidoreductase activity; copper ion binding
Source: RefSeq, a predicted model, not a curated record
CAAUGUGUCCUUCCAAGUUGCCUACCUAUGGAGAAACUUAAAUGAGAAGAGAAGGAAGUGACUAGAGAUAGAGUGUUCUUUUCUUUUCCUCUGUCCUGGAUCAUGGCAUUGCAAUCGAUGGUCUCGAGUGCUUGCCGCGCGGUUGUGAUUUUCUCUUUCCUCGCUUCCUGGAGCUUCGAUCUGGUGGCUGCUCAGAAUGAAAUAACCAAAGUCUACGACUUCCAGGUCGUAAGCUCGAUGGUGAGGAGGCUGGGAAGAACAAAGAACAUUAUCACUGUCAAUGGCGAGCUCCCGGGACCAACAAUCUAUGCCAACGACGGCGAUAGGCUUCUCAUCACAGUAAGGAACACUGUGAAGUACAAGAUGUCGAUCCACUGGCAUGGAAUCCGGCAAUUUAGAAGUCCCUGGUUCGAUGGCCCAGCGUAUGUCACGCAGUGUCCUCUCAAGCAAGGCCAAUCGUUCCUCUACAACUUCACCGUGGAUUCACACAUGGGAACUCUCUUCUGGCAUGCCCACAUCAUGUGGCUUCGAGCCACUGUUUAUGGAGCCAUCGUCAUCUAUCCAAGGAGGACAAUGCCUUACCCAUUCAAGUCCCCCUACGAAGAACAAGUUGUCAUCCUUGGGGAGUGGUGGAACAACGACAUCCAAGCGAUCGAGGAGGACGCUUUGAGGCACGGGGCUCCAAACCAAUCGGACGCUUACACCAUCAAUGGAUUCCCGGGCCCGAGCUACAAGGAAUCGGAAGCACAAGAAGUGUACACCCUGAACGCCAUCACCGGCAAGAGAUACCUCCUCCGCCUCGUCAAUGCUGCCCUCAACAUGGAGCUCUUCUUCUCCAUCGCCAACCAUAGCAUGACGGUGGUGGAAGUAGACGCCGAGUACACCAAGCCUUACACCACGGACACUAUCCUCCUCACGCCCGGACAAACCACUAACGUAGUCAUCACCGCGGACCAGCCAUGCGCUCGCUACUUCAUGUCCGCAGUGCCAUACAUGUCUGCGCAGCAUGUCCCCUACACCCCCACCGCUGCCACUGCCGUGCUCGAGUACAUCGCCUGCGACAUGAAAUCCUCCACGUUUGCGACGCCAGAGACUCCGAUCCAGCCCUUCUUCAACGACACAAGCUACGCGACUAGAUUCUCUGGGAGCUUGCGGAGCCUGGCAUCUUCACAGCACAAGAUCGAUGUCCCGCAGACCGUGGACAAGGAGUUUUUGUUCGCGAUCGGGCUGGGAAUCAAGCCAUGCUCGCCCGGGAGCACUUGCCGAGCACCAGACAAUGGGAACUUCACUGCCUCGAUCAACAACGUCUCGUUUGCUCUCCCGACCAAGAUGUCCCUCAUGGAGGCCUACUACCGGAAUGUCCCGGGGAUCUACUCCACGGACUUCCCGGUCGCGCCGGUCAACCCUUUUGACUACACUGACCAGAGCUCGGGUUCUUUAAAGAAUGUGGCUCCCCAGGUGGGAACCAGGAUCUCGGUCAUUCCGUACGGCUCCAACGUCCAGAUUGUGUUCCAGAACACGUACAUUGCUGGGUUUGAGAACCACCCAAUCCAUCUCCACGGCUAUAAUUUCUAUGUGCUCGGCUAUGGCUUUGGAAACUAUGAUGCUUCCAAGAGCUCACAGUUUAAUCUGGUUGAUCCUCCUCUCAGGAACACAAUCGGUGUUCCAUCCGGAGGAUGGGCCGUGAUUAGAUUCAAAGCUGACAAUCCAGGUGUGUGGUACAUGCAUUGCCACCUUGAGAUUCACACAACUUGGGGCCUUGCCACUGCGAUUCUUGUCACAAAUGGCGUAGGACCGGAUCAAUCGAUUGUUCCACCGCCGGAUGAUUAUCCACAGUGCUAGCUAGUGCCUCUGAUCAUCACAGCGAAGAUCUUAUAUCAGGAUUUAGUUUAGUUUUCUUUCCCUCCAGGUUGCUUUAAGAUGCAAGCAAGCGAGGGGAAUGAUUUUAGGUGGGUACAUACAAUGAUCGGGUGUUUAAACCUAGAGUUAAAAGAGAAAGUCAAAGAAAAGAGAAAGCACGUUGAGAUCUGUGGACCAACUUCUUGAGUAAGUUCUUCUCAAAGAAGAAUUCCAUUACUUUACGUAUA